AUGUCGACCCGUCACUCUUUUCUUUCGACCACUGGCCUCAUCAGGCCCCCUUCGGCGGCCUCCUUUACGGAGAGCGCCGUCCCACCAAGACAAGCCCGUCCCGGCGGCACAAAGCCGGGAUUGAAGCGGACCCACAGAGGGACACCGACGACUACCAGCCCUCCUGCGGAUCCCCUUCCUAUCCGAACCAAAGCGGGGAUCAUACCAAUUGGCCCAGCGUUUACGGUUUGUAUUGCCGUGUUUCUGUCGUUACUCUUCACCUUGGCGAUAUCCUGUGCCUUCAUUUCCGGCGAGGAUGAGCGGCCUCCAUUUGCUAGCCUCCUCGAUGACGUUGCUGCAAACACACCUGGGAUCGUACUCGUGGGCGAUGACGUCGACGUGGACAUCGACGAGCCUGCGGUGACUAUCCGUUGGUCCAUCAUUGCCUGCGGCGAGGAAUUUGUUCUCCCCGGAUCCGAAGGGGCGCAUGGUAGCUCAGGCUGCGGACUACCAUCCAUGCCGCUCGCGAUUCUGGUUGACGGAGGAGCGGAAACGGCGGCAACGUACGACCCCGCACUCUUCCCCUAUCUUAAUGGCGGUAGCCAGCGGAACAACAUCCAGAAUAUGUUCCAGUUUGACGACGACCACGUACUGGACGUCUACCAGGCCCGCCUUUACCCGUUCGACACCUACCUUCUAACCAGCACAUUGCGAGCUGUUUCGGCGGCCGACAACCAAAGCUUGCCCAUCCAACGGUUGUCCACCAUCGACAUCACGUCGAGUUUUGUCACCGUUUCCAGCGAUACACCCAGUUUCGUGAAGGGCAGCAAUGGGACUCAGGAGACGUCCAGAGACCUCACGUUACGGAUCAGUCGGCCUCCAGAGGCGCGGAUGUACGCCCUGUUGCUCUUCGGAUCGAGCUGGAUGCUGGCGCACGCCACCAUGGCGCUCGUGGCAUUCUCGUGGCACCUAGAGGACGCAGACAAGGUUCUGAAGCAUCUCGCGUCGACUUUCAUCAUCAUCCUCGUAAUUCCACAAUUACGGGCCGCCAUGCCUGAUGCGCCAGGAUUUGACGGUGUGUACUUACCACACUUGAUAGACGCGAUCGGUUUCUUCCCGCAGAUGCUAGUGACAACAGUGUCGGCCCUGAUGCUGAUCGCCACGAUGGUGAAGAAAGAACUCCAAGAGCUGGACGAAAUUGCAGUUCCAGACCUCGAAGACCGCAAGGAGGCUCCUGCACCGCUGUCGACUGGGCUGUUGAGGAUGAGGAGAGGCGGCGCGUCCGUCGAUAUCAACCACAUACGAAACUUUAGUCGUACGCUGUCGAAUCUCGGUCGGCCUGCGAUGGGGUAG
Trametes versicolor FP-101664 SS1 is the source of this 1332-nucleotide messenger RNA. RefSeq lists its product as uncharacterized. The record is from RefSeq and is a predicted model, not a curated record. The coding region runs from base 1 to 1332 and encodes 443 amino acids. Lineage: Eukaryota; Fungi; Basidiomycota; Agaricomycetes; Polyporales; Polyporaceae. The transcript has 5 exons.